UUACAAAAUUCACUGUCCAAAACUUUAGUACACUUCUAUCCAUUUGCGGGUAGGUUAAAAGACAACACCUGCAUCGAGUGCAGCGAUGGGGGAGCUUAUUUCAUAGAAGCCCGGAUCAAUUGCCAGCUCUUUGACUUCGUCAAGGAACCUGAUCCAAACUUUUUUAGCCACCUUCUUCCCACUAGUGUUCCUAAAGGUGCUGAGUUAGUCGGGAAAGUAGUUUUGCUCAUUCAACUGACGGUUCUCAAAUGUGGAGGAACUGCUGUUUCUGUUUGCGCCUCUCACAAGAUUGCAGACGCAUCAUCUAUGUGUGAAUUCAUCAAGAGCUGGGCAGCCAUGGCUCGUGAUCAUGAUGAAGUUGUGCAUCCAGAAUUCAUCGGAGCGUCUAUGAUGCGACCCACAACGGAUCCGUCUAUCGAGGGCAGGUUGGAAGCCCCAGGUGAAAGUUUCAUCACAAAGAGGUUCGUGUUUGAUGUCUCAAAGUUGGCCAAUCUGAAAGCGAAAAUUGGCAGUGGAGUUCCACAACUUGUCCCCACAACUAUUGAACUUGUUUCUGCAAUUUUCUUGAGAUGUGCUAUCGCAGCUUGUCAAUCCACAACAGGGUGCUUAAAACCGUUGCUAUUUUACCAAACUGUGAACUUGCACAUGAGAAUGGUGCCGCCGGUGCCAGAAGCUGCCAUCGGAAAUCUCAUUUGGGGUUUCCCGUGGUAG
Morus notabilis is the source of this 711-nucleotide messenger RNA. RefSeq names its product vinorine synthase. The annotation marks the transcript as partial. The transcript has a single exon. The record is from RefSeq and is a predicted model, not a curated record. Lineage: Eukaryota; Viridiplantae; Streptophyta; Magnoliopsida; Rosales; Moraceae.